AUGCCCAAGUUUAUUAAGUUUGAUGGAAAACAAGGCAAGGCUAGAGAACAUGUGGUGAGGUUCAUUGAAACUCUUAGCAUCCAUGGCAGUGACCACUCUCUACGCCUUCGGGAGUUCUCCAAAUCACUUACUAAAAAGGCUUACAGUUGGUAUGUGAACUUGGCUCCCAACCCGAUCAAGAGUUGGGAAGAGAUGGUGAACAAGUUCCAUACGAAGUUCUUCCAAGUCCAAGAGAAAGUUACAACCCUCACACUUGGGAGAGAUGUCCAAAAAGAAGGCGAAGAUAUACUGGACUAUGUUAAGUGGUUCCAAGAUAAGGCUAUCGACUGUUAUGAGCCAGUGGAUGAGGCUUACUUAGUCAGCAUAUGUGUGAAGGGUGUCAUACGCGACUACAAAAUUUUCUUGGAGGGAGCCGCUCAGAAGAGGAAGAGUUAUGAGGAUAGAAAUACAUAUCCUUGCAGCCUUGAGAAUGUUAAGGCCUUGGUUAAAGAAUGGGUCGCUAAUGGUGAACUUACUUUGCCUCCGCUUGAUGUCACUCCAACCAAGAAAGACAAAGAAAGCCCAGAUUACUGUGCCUAUCACAGAACCACCAAACACCCUACUAGGGAUUGUUGGACGUUAAAAAGUAUCUUCAAGAAGAAAGUUGACGCAAACGAGCUGAAGUUCAAAGAUGCCGAUAAUCGUGAUGUAAGAAAGAACCCCUAUCAUAAUCACAAGGAGAAUGGGAAGAAUGUACACAUGAUUGGUUAUCUUGGGCCUGUAUGCGAUCAAGUGCACAUGGCAUCCUACUAUGAUGAGUUAAAAGAAAUCACAACUGGCCACCUCCCUGAAACAGUACCUGCAGAGGCAAAAUUCGCAAAGGAUACUCAUGCUCAGGCCUUGCAAAAUUUUGUUAAGUUUUGCACUUUCUUUGACCAGUUGGGGUUGAGCCAAGCUGCCAGAUGGAAGCAACAAAGGCCCUCAUCAAUAUCUCUGAAGUGCACCAUGCUGAAGUUGCUGAGGCUAAGGAUUUACAUCAAUGAUGUACAGUUCAAGCGUGCUUUCCUUGAUGGUGGGGUGUCGAUAAACAUCAUCACUACUGAUACAUUUACAAAGGCUGGUAUCCUAGAGUUUAGGUUAAUUCGGCAACCGAUGACUGUAACAGGUUUUGAAGGUGAGAAAAAAGUUACCAAAGGCCAUGUGCUUAUGGACUUAGCAGUUUGCGAGAUCCUCUCCACCACUAAGUUCCAUGUGAUGGAAGCGGACACAAAUUACCAUAUGAUACUUGGUAGGGCUUUGAUGCACCAAUAUGGGGCUAUCCCGUCCAAUUAUCACCAGUGCAUGAAAGUAAAGUUGGAAAAGCAUACAGUGACCAUAAAUGCAUCUGAAAAGCCAUUUGGAGUGGAAAAGGCAUACUAUUCGGAUGCAGUUUUCUUUAUUGAGUUGUCAACGGAUGAAACUCUAAGGACUGGUGAGAUUGUAGGGGUAAAAUUGCCAAAAUAG
This is a messenger RNA of Camellia sinensis, 1482 nucleotides long. The record is from RefSeq and is a predicted model, not a curated record. NCBI's taxonomy places the organism in Eukaryota, Viridiplantae, Streptophyta, Magnoliopsida, Ericales, Theaceae.